Messenger RNA from Danio aesculapii, 3089 nucleotides. RefSeq names its product cytochrome P450 2J2. Gene Ontology annotation, molecular function: oxidoreductase activity, acting on paired donors, with incorporation or reduction of molecular oxygen, reduced flavin or flavoprotein as one donor, and incorporation of one atom of oxygen; iron ion binding; heme binding. Gene Ontology annotation, biological process: xenobiotic metabolic process. Lineage: Eukaryota; Metazoa; Chordata; Actinopteri; Cypriniformes; Danionidae. The record is from RefSeq and is a predicted model, not a curated record. Gene Ontology annotation, cellular component: intracellular membrane-bounded organelle; cytoplasm.
CUUCGUGCUAGUUUCUGAGGCCCAUUGCAACUUUCCCUCUUUGCACUUUUUCCACACACACCCUAUCUAAUCUAACUUAAAUAAGCUGGUUCACUUCAGAACAGCCUGCUGCCAAUACAACCAUGAUUUUAUACUCUGUAUACGACUGCUUGGAUUUUAAAUGGUACUUGUUUUUGAUUUGUGUUCUGCUGCUGCUUAUAGAUUUAAUCAGGAAUAAAAACCCAGCAAAUUUUCCACCAGGACCCUGGCCUCUACCCAUCUUAGGAAAUGUCUUUACUGAUGUUAACUUUAAAACUGUGGAUCAGCUGAUUGAUAAGUAUGGAAACAUCUUCAGUGUCAGAAUUGGCAGUGAUAAAAUAGUGUAUGUGUCUGGGUUUAAAAUGGUGAAGGAUGUUUUGAUCACUCAAGGGGAAAACUUCACUGACCGCCCUGUUUCACCAUUAUUUGACACACUUUAUAAGGGCAGAGGCCUGUCCUUCAACAAUGGCUAUUCAUGGAGAAAGCAUCAGCAGUUUUCCAUGAGUCACCUGAAAAACUUUGGAGAGGGGAGGAAGACUCUAGAAGAAAAUAAUCAACGAGAGUGCUACUUCCUGUGUGAAACCUUCAAAGAGGAGCAGGGCCGCCCUUUUGACCCUUUGGUCAAAAUCAAUAAUGCAGUGGCCAACAUUAUCGGCUUCCUGGUGUUCGGCCAUCGAUAUGAGUAUAGUGAUGUUAAUUUCCAGAAACGUCUACAAAUGAGUGCGGAGUCAGUGUUUCUUACGGGAUCUGUGUGGAACCAGCUGUAUGAUGCUUUCCGUAUAAUGAAGUGGGUGCCAGGACCUCAUCAGACAAUCAUUUCCAACUAUCAGAAGUUAGCAAACUUUCUGGAAGAGAAGAUUGAGCAACACAAACCAGACUGGGACAUCAGCAAUCCUAGAGAUUAUAUUGAUGCCUACCUAACCGAAGCAGAGAAGAAGAAGAAUGACACAGAGGCAGGGUUUACUGUUGGCAGUCUGGUGUGGUCCAUGGUGGAUCUGUUUGAGGGAGGAACUGAAACAACAACCAACACACUCCGAUGGGCUCUGCUUUUCCUCAUCAAGUACCCUGACAUUCAAAAAAAGGUGCAAGCAGAGAUUGAUGAGGUGAUUGGGUCCCGUCUUCCUUCUAUGUCUGAUAAAGCAAACAUGCACUACAUGAAUGCUUUCAUUCAUGAGGUCCUCAGGAGAGCAAACCUUGUGCCUCUUAAUAUGGCUAGAGUUGCAAAAAAAGACACAACUCUGGGGGGCUACUUCAUAGCAAAGGGAACUGUCAUGAUCACAAACCUGACUUCAGUGCUGUAUGACAAACACGAAUGGGAAACACCAGACGCCUUUAACCCCAAACACUUUCUAGACUCGGAGGGCCACUUUUGCAGAAGAAAUGCCUUUUUUGCCUUCUCAGCAGGCAAAAGGCAGUGUCCAGGAGAGUAUCUGGCUCACUUGGAGCUGUUCAUCUUCCUCACCAUCCUCCUGCAGACCUUCAGCUUCAGCCCUCCUGACGGUGAAGAGCCCAGUCUGGACAGUCAAGUGGGCUUUACUCAGGCGCCACUGCCAUACAAGAUCUGCGCUCAUCCCAGAUGAACAACUGACCAUCGACUCUGCGACUGGAAAGAAUAUCACCCACAUUUGCGUUUUUCUUAUGGAUCCAAUCUGAGAUUUUGACAAUGUAGACGUGAUGUUGCAGUUUUACUGUCACACAUGACAAAAAUGUAUAUAAUUAGUAUUGUCAUCAUUCAAAAAGCUGUAAUUGGUCAUUCCAUGGGGCUCUUCCAUGGACUGUUAUAAAGACUGUUGUGUGUGUUUUAUUUUAUACAUUUUUGAGCCAAAUCCCAAAACCGUCCUAUGGUGUGACUGUCUCAAGCAUAGUCCAAAUUAAAAAAAUAGCCCAAAAAUAAAUUACAGCUCUUGUAAAUGAAAAUCAUAAAAAUCAUUAAUAAAUAAACCAGGCCUAAUUUUACAAGUGGCUAUUUUAGUUCAAGGCAGUCAUUUUUUCAUUCAUAUAUUUUUAAAAUCAUAGGAAUUUGAUACAUUUUGUGACUGAAAACCAUGUCCAGACAAUUUAUGCUAAUUUGAAAUCAGCAAUUCCACAGAAAACGUCCACACAAAAAAAGAUCACGUGACUGAAACCCCCUGUGAAUCAUGUGACGUGCACCUGUAAGUAUUUGUCUCUGAAUUUUUUUUUUUACAUGGGCAACACGUUGGUUCGGUGGUUAGCACUGUUGCCUCACAGUAAGAAGGUUGCUGGUUCGAGUCCCGGCUGGGUCAGUUGGCAUUUCUGUGUGGAGUUUGCAUGUUCUCGAGUUUCUGCAUGUUCACGUGGGUUUUCUCCGGGUGCUCCAGUUUCUCCUACAGUCCAAAGACAUGUGGUGUGUAGGGUAACUGAGUGAUCUAAAUUGCCUGUAGUGUAUGAGUGUGUAUGGAUGUUUCCCAGUACUGGGUUGCAGCUAGAAGGGCAUCCGCUGUGUAAAACAAAUGCUGGAUAAGUUGGCAGUUCAUUCCGUUGGGGUGACCCCUGAUGAAUAAAGGGACUAAGCUGAAGGAAAAUGAAUAUUUGACAUAUAUUUAAAGUUUUUCCUAAUUUUUGUUAUGCUAUGCCAUAGAUUGUUUCACAGUACAAUUCAUUUAAAACUAAACUGUGAAAGAACUGAUAAAGAUAGUGACCUCUUUUUUCUCAAUCAUGAGACUUUAACUACAUAGAACAAUUCUUUCUUCAAAAAUGGUGUCUUGCCAAAAAAACAAAUGUUAAAAAAGCCUAUUUGUCAAUAUGCAUGGAAACGUACAAACUCUUGAAAAGUAUAAAGAAUGUUUACAGAGAUUUCUGUUUUCGUUUUGCUGUGAAGUCCCAACAUUUCCCAACAUAGAUUAUGAUCUGUAUAAACACAAGAAAUGUGUUCUGGCCUUUAACAAUUACCUCAGUCUCUCAGUCUACACAUGGAAAAGAUUAGUUCUGUCUAAAAGGCCACAUACAUGUACAGUAUGCACCUAUUAAGCUUAUUUUGUGGUAUUAAUUUCCCUCCUACAAUAAAUAAUGUAUGCUAUUUCAACAAAAUAAAAUAAAAUUGGACACCUUGA